Molecule: messenger RNA, 663 nt
Organism: Penicillium lagena
Lineage: Eukaryota; Fungi; Ascomycota; Eurotiomycetes; Eurotiales; Aspergillaceae
Exons: 2
Coding region: 1-663 (220 amino acids)
Source: RefSeq, a predicted model, not a curated record
AUGCUCCCUAUCGAAGCCGCCGAGUCCUUGGAGCGAGCAAUUGACGACCUAGACAAUCCGCCCGAAUACAGCUCGAACGCGAUAUCGUCAGCACCGCCUCUCUCCCGUGAAGAUCUGGAGACCCGUAUCAUCCAUCUAUGGAAGACUAUCUGGCUGGGUCUGUACAAAGUGAAAGACACUGAGGGCCCCUCGCACUACGAAUGGCUGCAAGCCCUGUCUCGAGGAGCGAAUUUCGGCAACUCGUAUGGGGUGUUGGGAUCUUUGAAUCGCCAUUUCCUACAGUAUAGCAGCAUCAACGGCAUGGCCUCGUUGAAAAUAUUUGAUAACAUGCCGAUGUCUACGCUUAGGUGUGUCGUUGAUAUCUUAGAAGCGUAUGAAAGCGAGAUCCCGAAUCUCGAGCAACUUUAUUCGGUCCUGCGUCAGGCGCAGAUUGGCCUGCAUCAGAGAGUCGAUGAGAACGGCAAGGAUGACGCCCGGAAAGCUAUUUUAAAGAAGCGGUAUUUGGCUAUUGCUGAGCCGAUGGGAAGAAGACUUGCGCACUAUGAUAAUCGUAUGGAUGUCUUGGCCAUCGACAUGUAUGAGGAGGCGGCGACGCUGCGGGGAGAUGGUUCGAGAGAUACGGGACAGCAUGUUUACUAUAGAGCAUUUCCGUGCUGCUGGUGA